Lytechinus pictus (painted urchin) is the source of this 3074-nucleotide messenger RNA. RefSeq names its product rho GTPase-activating protein 6-like. The coding region runs from base 1 to 879 and encodes 292 amino acids. Lineage: Eukaryota; Metazoa; Echinodermata; Echinoidea; Temnopleuroida; Toxopneustidae. The transcript is spliced from 5 exons. Gene Ontology annotation, biological process: signal transduction. The record is from RefSeq and is a predicted model, not a curated record.
AUGAAAAACGGUAACUGCUGUUGGCAAAGUGUUACUGGUAGAAGGUUGCAACUCAAGUCUGGCGACAUUGCGGACAUUUCAGAGAUCGAGAGACGUCAUCUGCAAAAGGCCGCAUAUCACAGACUCCAAGCAUAUAAUGUAGGACCUAUCAUCUUGCCAAGAGACCCUCUCCAAAAGCGACACAAGAAGGGCGGUCUGCUUCGAUCUGGGAGACAACGAACGUCGAGCUUUCUGGACAGCCUUAGGGAUAUGACAAGAGAUAAUAAAGAUGGUAGCUCGGCGCCACUGGUUUUCGGCAUUGCCCUAGAGAAGUGCAUCCGAAACGAUCGAGAGAUGAGGCUGUACGAGGCAAACAAGCAGAGAGAAAGGCGGGAAAGUUUGGAUCUUGCCCAGCCACUUCUGACUCCCUCAACCGUCAAUCAUCUUUCCGAACAUUCCAUGUCGAGUUCAAACAAACUUGCUCGUUCGAUCAGUUCCCCGUCGUCAUCACGCAACCGCCACCCGACUGUCGGCACGGAUUCCAAUGCUACGCUACUCAAUGCGCUCUCACUUUCCACUGCAGCAAUGGACGAAUGCCGGCAGAUGCGUCGCAAGAGCCUGGCGCCGCUCGAACCACAGGUUCCGAGGUUGGUGUCCCAGUGUUUUAAGCAUCUUGAGAAGCAUGGGGUUCGAGUCAAAGGCAUCUUCAGGGUCGGCGGAUCAAAGAAGAGGAUUCGACAGGUAGGUAGAUUUUUUUUUUACUCGAUGACGAAGAUGACGGUGAUAGUAAUGAUAAUGAUCAUAAUGGUGAUGAUGAUGAGGAUGAUGAUGAUGAUGACCGAGGUCAAUACGUCAUGUGGGUUCAAUGAACUUCGACCAUGUUGGGGGAAUCAAUAUUGAAAUCUUGACCUAAGGUUAAGUUUUUGAAAUGCCAUUGUAACUUAGUAUAGAGACCUAGUUCAUGAAACUUAGACAUAAGGGUUAUCAAGUAUUACUGAACAUUCUGACUUAGUUUAAAGUCACAUGACAGAGGUCAAAGGUCAUAAGGGUCAAUUAACUUUAGCCAUUUUGGGGGUCUUUUUUUAUUACCAUCAUUAUCUUUGAACGUUUAUAGACCUGGUUCAUUAAACUUGAACAUAAGAGUAAUCAAGUAUCAGUGAACAUCCUGCGUGAGUGUCAGGUCAUGUGACCAAGGGUAAAGGUCAUUUAGGGUCAAAGAACUUUGGCCAUGUUGUGGGUAUCUUUUUUUAAAGUGGCAUCACUUGGAAAGUUUAUGGAUCUAGUUCAUGAAAUGUGGACACCGCUGAUCGUUUUGCACAAAUCUUACGUCGCAUGAUGAAGGUCUAAUGACAUUUGUGGUCAAUGAACUUAUAUAAUUUAUUAUCACAUGAAUGGUGCUUAUUAUGAAUAAUUAGUCGUUCUCAAAUUCAGCACUGCUGCUAUAUUGAAUCGCGUAAUGCAGGCGAGACUGCCAGAGGAUUUCCACUUGUUGAGAUUCUUUAGGUUCUUUUUAUUCUUCUAAAGAAAUCGUCAACUUUUCAGUUUCAAUGUCAAGCUUUAUUGGAGACCCUUUGUAAACUAAUUUGUUGAAAACGCACAGUCGAAUAAAAAAAAAGUUAAUUUGAUUUGAACAGCAUCAAAAUAAUCUCUUUUGAAUAUUUUCCAUUCUUAUUCUUAUGAAAUAUGAUAUUAGCUUUGUGCGUGAUGGAUAAUGUACUUACUGCCGCCAACUUGUACCCCUUCUCGCUACAUCGUGGUUAUAACAAAGUACUUACUUGGGGAAUCCAACGAUAAGUCAGAAAUAAGGACUCCGAAAAUGAAACUGAAGUAAUUGCAUCAAACUUGGCCUAGUUUUGACAACCGUAGCGUCCUCUUUACGAGAUGAAUUUAUCACUUACCCGGUACUUAAUGUACGCUUUCUUCUUUUAUACCUCUCUGUCCUUUUCUUCCGGUCUAAUUUUACAACAAAACACGAUAAAGGCUUGACCCUAUCUUUUCUGGAGGAUAUCCCAAGACUGUGCUUCUUCCAGAGUUUCUGUUUCUGCGGAGAAGCCAAAUUUCCAUACCGAAACAAGAAGCAUAAUGGAGCGUAUCUCGUCAUUACCAAUUACAUUGGAAAUUGAUCGUGUAUGGCUUGGGGGCAGAGUUCUUUUAUUAAUUCAAGGGGUAAACUUAAGGAAAUCAUAUAUUUUGAGGAAUAUUUCCAGAGGAGGCAACAUGUUGCUGAAAUUAUGGUUUACUUGAUGGCUUUUGUUUGUAUUUUUAACGACUAAAUUUUGUCAGCUGAAGGCGUGCAAUUAACGAUAGCUGGAGAUGGUGACAGCAACGACUUAUCGGAUUUCAGGUUGUAACUGUAUACUCUGGGGCUCUUCGUAGCUUUAAGAUGCAGUCCCUCCCCUAAAACUCCCCCUUCUCCCCCUUUCUUUCUGUACUUCUAUCUAUCUAUCAUUCCCUCAUUUUUUUUCGUCUCUCUCUUCACUCCUGUUCCCUCCCACUAUCCUCCAUCUAUCCAUCCUCAUUUUCACAAAUGUCCUUUUGUAUUAUCAGUGAUUAAUUUCUUUUGAUGAUAUUUUACCUUGCUCCACAAUAUAUAGUCUCUCUUUCUUAUUCUUUUUUAUUCUUUUAUAUACUUUCUUUCACCAUUUAUGCUUCCCCAAGUUGGAGCUUGAUUGUACCACAAAUGGUGUUCCUUUUUAAUAGCCUCCUCCCCUUGCUCCUCAACUUUCUCUUUCUUCUUAAAGGACAAGUCCACCCCAGCAAAAAGUUGACUUGAUUAACAAGAGAAAAAUCCAACAAGCAUAACGCUGAAAAUUUCAUCAAAAUCGGAUUUUAAAGUUUCGCUUGAUUUCACAAAACAAUUAUAUGCACAUCCUGGCCAGCAUGCAAAUGAGGAGACUGAUGACGUCAUCCACUCACUAUUUAUUUUGUAUUUCAUUAUAUGAAAUAUGAAAUAUUCUAAUUUUCUCCUCAUUGUCAAGGGAAACAACGAUUACUUCCUCCCUGAACAUUUGAAAUUAGCAUUGUUUAAUACUAUAUGGUUCAGUCAAGUUGGUCCUUAUUGUUAAAUAUGUAAAAAAUGAAAUAUUGUAUAAUUC